Messenger RNA from Daphnia pulex (common water flea), 1953 nucleotides. RefSeq lists its product as uncharacterized. Gene Ontology annotation, biological process: proteolysis; extracellular matrix organization; collagen catabolic process. Bases 169 to 1953 code for a protein of 594 amino acids. Gene Ontology annotation, molecular function: metalloendopeptidase activity; protein binding; zinc ion binding. Gene Ontology annotation, cellular component: extracellular matrix. The record is from RefSeq and is a predicted model, not a curated record. The transcript has 12 exons. Lineage: Eukaryota; Metazoa; Arthropoda; Branchiopoda; Diplostraca; Daphniidae.
GGAAAAACCAAUUAUGACACACACAUUGCACAGCUAUCGCUAAAAACCAGCAACCAACAGUGGCCGAUUCGUGAGCAGACGUGAAUUUAGUUUCCGACCGAAAACAUUCGCAAUAGAACUUGGAUUCAUUUUCUUCAACUCAGCAGUUGCUUACUUAUUUGAUUUACAAUGUGGCAUCUAAUGUGGUUGACAUUAAGUUUCGUGUGUUGCUUGUCGGCGAUAAAUUAUGUCGUCGCUGCUCCAAUCGACAGUGCCGAAGAAGCAGCGAGAUACCUGGGAAGAUUCGGCUAUUUGGAACGUGGACCUCAGGACUCUUCUUAUUCGGAAAGUGUUUCAGCUGAGUCUUUCAGGAGCGCAAUAGAAGAUUUUCAAUCCUUUGCUGGAUUGAAGAUAACGGGUAAACUUGAUGAGGCGACGAAGGAAUUGAUGAAUAAACCGCGUUGUGGGGUUCCGGAUCGAAUUCGCCCCGGUUCUUCAAGGACUCGCCCGAAACGAUUCGCACUUGAAGGGAGCCAUUGGCCUAAGAAAAAAUUAACUUACAAAAUUAAGAAAUACACGCCGGAUAUGAGCCCACCUGUCGUCGAUCGUGAAAUCGCCAGAGCCUUUGAGAUUUGGGCGAACGUGACUGAUUUGGCCUUCGUUCAUGUCAAAAAUACAUCGGCUAACGUCGACAUCGACAUCCUUUUUGCAAUUGGAGAACAUGAUGGAGAACAUGGAAAUUGCGAUGAUCCCUUCAUUGAUGGACCGGGUGGUACUUUAGCUCACGCUGCCCAUCCUAUAAACGGAGGUGAUGCUCAUUUUGACGAAAGCGAAACCUGGACGCUCGACUCUGUUAAAGGGACGAAUUUAUUCCAGGUGGCUACUCACGAGUUUGGCCACUCUUUGGGACUGGAACACACAAACAACACGGCUGCUGUGAUGUAUUUUGCAUACGAGUAUCGUUCUGAUUUCAAAUUAGACAAGGACGACAUUGAAGGCGUUCAGGAACUGUACGGGCAGAAUCAGUUCAGCAGGAAAUUGGCGCUUGAAUUAAAAGCCACUCUUGAGCUCUUAAAAACAACCGUGAACAAUUUGGAGAAAAAGAAUAUUGAACUGAGAAAUGAUUUAAUUGACACACGAACCAAUUUGAAUAAAAAAUUAGAAGAUUGUGUAGCGAAUUCGGAUCGAUUAGGUCAAGAAUUAAAAGUUACCGCCGAAAAUUUUAAAAAAGAUCUAAGAACAACCUCAAAUGAUUUGAAAACUACAAAAACGAAUUUGGCCUCAACGAGAACGGAAUUGAACAGAACAAAGUCCGCCUUUACUGAUUUGGCCACCGAAUUUAAAGCCCGAACGAGUGAAUUAGUCGACAUUGGUAAAAUGCCAACCUCAUGUUGGGAUCUGCAGCGAAUGGGACAAAGAAUCAACGGAUUCUUUUCCGUAAAAGGAGCAAAGAAGAUGGAAAUGAUUUACUGCAACUUUUUUGCCAAUCAAAAUGACAACCAGAAAUGGAUCGGAUUCGCCGACGUCAAAUCGGCGCCCGUCUAUUUCUACGUCCAGAGAAAUUGGCCAUUUUACAACGACUCAACUCCGGUUCCAUUCGAUUCGGCCUUGGUGAACGAGGGAAACGCAAUGAAUUUGACAUCGGGGAAAUUCACGGCACCGCGACCGGGAACUUAUUUUUUCUCUUUCACGGGAGUUGCGCGUCUUGAAUCUUCAUCUGAUGUUUAUUUUCAUUCUUAUAUUUAUUUGAACGGGAAACGAAUCGGGACGAGUUACGUCAGAGAAGAUAAAGCCCCCGUUGAUCAAAAUAGUCCGUUUACCCUCCAGUCGACGCUGAACCUGAAAAAAGGCGAUCAAGUCUGGGUGGAGAUUAUUUAUCCUAAUUCAGAAACGUCUUUGUAUGACAUCAGGAAUUUCCACUUGACCCAUUUCACGGGUUUCAUGUUGGACGAGGAAAUUGCCGCGUCACUUUGA